ACCUGUUCACUUAUUGCUUAUUGUUUUGUGGCGCAUAUAUGUUUUUUGAUCUGCAAAGUGCACAUGCGAGAAAGAGGCUGUGACUAGCACUGGACGAGGGAGUGGCUAACCCUGUGUUUUGUCGCUCUAUUACUCGCGACGCGGAUUGACUGAGGGGAGUUAUUACCCUGUUUCCAUCGGGCAUCUUUUGAUAAUAUGCUGUUUCACAUCACCGGUGGCAUGAUGGUGGCAACCGUCCUAGCGGAGGUGCUGUCAAUCUUCUGGUCCAGUCGCACAGUCAACGUGUGGCCUUUCAAUGAGUACAACAUGCCGGAACGUUUCCUGAAAUCUGCCCUCAUCAGCAACUUCGUGCUCGUCGUUGCACUUAAAUACGCCCUGUGGAGCCAGUGGAUGACGAGCAGUUGGUUUGACCUCAUCAUCUUGACCAUCUGGCUGACCCUCGGGUAUGCAUGCCUGGAAGGGCCUCACCGAGUAACGGACAAGGAUUCACUCAUCAGGUUUUCAGCCAACGUCCUGCACAAGAUGUCCGUCAUCACUGUCAUACUCGUCACCCUCUACGUAUUAGGCGACCUUUCGGACGAAUCCUUGGGCUUAGUCAUGUGACAUCGUGACUUUCAACUGUGAUGCUAGAUCAACCGAUGCCGCUUAAUAAUAAUAAUAUUAUUAACACUAAUAAUAUAAAUAUUAGCAGGUGCAAGCAAAUCUUCAUGGUUUGGCUUAGAAAGGCAGUGACUUCCCGCUCGCUGAUCAGCUGUACUUUUCUCUCAGUAUGUGUGUGAUACAUAUCAAGAAGGCAAAAUUGACCUUGUGUUGUGCUGGACUUGGAUAUUUUGCCGUGGCAGCCCUGGUCAAGUACAAAUCGCAUAUCAUUUCUAACCAAGAAAAUUGACUGAUGCAUGUAACAUGAGAAGUGGUGAUGGGUGGUGCAUUUGUCGAUUGUCAAGCACCAACGAUUGUCAACACUUUCCUUUGAGUUUGUGUUGGUAAACCGUAGAUUACGUGAAAUUCUGAUUGCUUAGUUAAAUAGCUUUAACAGAAAAAAGUAAUACUUUAUUUUAUUUUUAACUUACGGUUAUAGUGUAGCUACUACUGAAAGCACAGAUCUAUUGUGUGUAUGUAGAUUCAGUAGAGUUUUGUGUAGAAAGUUAAUUCCCGUGAACAGUACAGAUUUAUUACAAUCGACAUUUUUAUAAUAAUACUAUAAAGCUAACUUUAAUAAUACUGUAAAACUAGCGCCAUAUCCCGGCAGUGUGGGCUUGCUCGUGGCGCUUUACGAACAAUGACAUACACACAUGGACGCAUGUAUGUACAUCGCUGUUUCUGGCGGGGGAGGGGGUGCCAUAAGCUUGCCUAUAGGGCCAGGAUAUGAUCACUAUAUAAGUUUACUUUAUUAUUUUUAAUCCACGCUGCAAAUUCUCCAGUCCAUUUAUACGUCAAACAAAGCAUAUGUCCACUUAAGAUUCAUUUUAUUUAUUUCUUUUUCGUGAACAUGUUGCCCACUGCCAGUGCACUUUAAAGAAAUAUAACCUUCAGUUAUAAGGCUGAUUUUUAUGACAUACUUAUUAAAGGUGUGAGAGUAGACAAUUAUAAAUAUUUAGGUAUAAAUAUCCACA
Molecule: messenger RNA, 1613 nt
Organism: Pomacea canaliculata
Lineage: Eukaryota; Metazoa; Mollusca; Gastropoda; Architaenioglossa; Ampullariidae
Exons: 3
Coding region: 196-603 (135 amino acids)
Source: RefSeq, a predicted model, not a curated record